UCCAACAAAAUAUUCCUCACGGCCGGUUAACAAUAGUGCUUGUUAUUUGACUUUGGGCCUGCAGUCAUGGCGCUCUCUAAAGCCAUUUUCUUUCUUUAUGUUUGUAAACAAUGCCCUCCUCCCUGAGGGAUGUUUCCCCUCGGAGCCAAGUCACAUCCAAGGGGGAAAAAAAAAAGGCCUGGUAGGCGAGGGACCAGAGAGCGCAGUGAACGGGUCCACGCUGACGUCUUUUUGACCGCCUUGCAGUCCGGACCGGGCGUGGCGGUCCCGCGGGUGUCCGCUAUGAGCGCGGACGAGGACGCGCGCUGGCUGGAUUGGGUGACCAAGCAAUUUGAGAGCAUCGCCGGAGACGACAAAGAGAUCGACUUGGACGAGUUCAAGACGGCUCUCAAGGUCAAAGAGUCUUUCUUCGCCGAGCGCUUCUUUGCGCUCUUCGACUCCGACGGGAGCAGUUCCAUCAGCCUGGACGAGCUCCUGGAAGCGCUGGACCUUCUCAUUCACGGCAGCGAGACGGACAAGCUCAGGUUCCUCUUCCAGGUCUACGAUGUGGACGGGAGCGGUUCUAUCGACCCGGAUGAGCUGCGCACGGUUCUCAAGUCGUGCCUGCGUGAGAGCGCCAUCUCUCUGCCGGAGGAGAAAUUGGACGACUUGACGCUGGCGCUGUUCGAGUCGGCCGACAAAGACAACAGCGGGGCCAUCACCUUCGAGGAGCUCAAAGCGGAACUGGAAGACUUUCCGGAGGUGAUGGAGAACCUGACCAUCAGUGCCGCAAACUGGCUCAAGCCACCGGAAGCAGACCAGAAGAAGCGGCAGACCCCUCGCUACCUGACGCGGGCGUACUGGCACAACAACAGUCGCAAGCUCCUGUUCCUGUGCGGCUACGCUUGCCUCAGCCUGGCGCUCUUCGUGGGCGCCGUCCUGCAGCAUCGUCACGGAAGCGCCUGCUACAUGCUGGCCAAAGGAUGCGGGCAGUGCCUCAACUUCAACUGCACCUUCGUCAUGGUCCUGAUGCUGCGGCGCUGCCUCACGUGGUUGCGGGCCACCUGGGUGGUCCGGGUUUUGCCGCUUGACCAGAACAUUCUCUUACAUCAGAUUGUGGGCUACGCCAUUCUGGGAUACACGCUCGUGCACACCACUGCGCACAUCUUCAACUUUGUCCAGCUGUCCGAGCAUAGCGGCUUCAGCGUUUGGGAGUACCUGCUGACCACGCGGCCCGGCAUCGGCUGGGUGAAGGGCACGGCAUCCGUGACGGGUGUCGUUCUUCAGGUGGUCAUCUGCCUCAUGGGGAUCUGCUCCAGCACCUUUGUACGACGCAGCGGCCAUUUUGAAGUGUUCUACUGGUCCCAUUUGUCUUACGUGUGGGUGUGGUCACUGCUCAUGGUCCAUUGCGCCAACUUCUGGAAGUGGUUCGUUGUGCCGGGUCUGCUCUUCCUGCUGGAGAAAAUCAUUGGAAUCGCCGUGUCCCGGAUGGGAGGUCUAUACAUCGUGGAGGUCAACCUGCUGCCGUCCAAGGUGACUCAUCUGGUCAUCAAGCGUCCGCAGUUCUUCCAGUUCAAGCCGGGAGAUUACGUGUACAUCAACAUUCCCGUCAUCGCCAAGUACGAGUGGCACCCGUUCACCAUCAGCAGCGCUCCAGAGCAAUCUGACAGCCUGUGGCUGCACAUCCGCUCCAUGGGCCAGUGGACCAACCGUCUGUAUGAGUACUUCCGCCAGCCGCAGAGUCCGGCGCCGAGUCCCAGGAGGCUGGCAGCAAGCCUGCGGAGCAGACAACUGAUGAAGAGUCCGGAGGAAUUGUUCAGCUCACCGCACGAGAACGGCGCCGUGGCGUCCAGCGAGGACAACGCAGUGGAGCUGACCAUGUAUCGUCGCAACGUUUCCCGACCCGGCGCCCCCCCAGCAACCUCGAUGCCUCUCCCUGUCCCUUCGGACGAUCCGGCAGCCGCGGAGAGAGGCGAGGCCCCGCCCCCGAGAGAGGUUUCUGCAAAGUUUGGCGAGAAUCACCGCUUCUGCAACAUCAAGUGUUAUGUGGACGGACCCUACGGUACGCCCACCAGACAGAUCUUUGCGUCCGAGCACGCCGUUCUGAUCGGGGCGGGCAUCGGCAUCACACCCUUCGCCUCCAUCCUGCAAAGCAUCAUGUACAGGUACCGCCGCCGGAAGCAGAAUUGUCCCAACUGCAGCUACUCGUGGUGCGAAAACAUUAAGGAUAGCGAAAUGAAGCUACGCAAAGUCGAUUUCAUCUGGAUCAACCGUGACCAGAAGUCCUUCGAAUGGUUUGUCAGCCUCCUGACCAAAUUGGAGAUGGACCAGGCCGACGGAGAGCCUGAAGGUCGCUUCCUGGAGAUGCACAUGUACAUGACGUCGGCCUUGUGCAAGAACGACAUGAAGGCCAUUGGCCUGCAGAUGGCGCUGGACCUACUGGCCAAGAAGGAGAAGAGAGACUCCAUCACAGGUCUGAGGACUAGAACGCAACCUGGACGACCCGAGUGGGCCAAGGUGUUCCAGAAAAUUUCGGAGGAGAACAAAGGAAAAGUUCACGUGUUCUACUGCGGUUCUCCUGCGUUGGCUAAAGUCAUCAAAGCUCAAUGUGAACACUUUGGCUUCAACUUUUACAAGGAAAACUUCUGAAGUCAACGAAGACACGUUUCCGUGACAAUGCUUCCAUCGGUUGGAAUGCUAAUUUUGAAGAGCCGUUUACGGCCGUCUUGCGCAUCAAACAGUAGGGGGCAGCACACCGUUGUCACACGAGCCUGAGUGGGACCAGAGCACCCCACCAAAGCAUCUUUACCUACCCCAUAUGGACUACUGUACUGCCAAAUUAACAGUCAUACGCUUCACACACACAGACACACAUUUGAAUAUGUACCAUACACGACUAUUGAAAUAACAGUGCUAGCAAAAGUAAGAUAGCAUUAGUACUGUGAACAAGCCAACGUUUGCUAGCGACUGCCGCUACGCUGGUAAUAUGACUUUAACCUGUUGCCUUAAUGCUAAAUUUAUACAUUUGAAGUUGUAUUUUGUUGUAAUGUACAAUACAUUAAAAAAUCAAAAAGAGACCCCGCUGUGGUAGAUUCUUUAAAAAACAAAAUCGCAAACUCUCCUUUAAAUCAUCAUGUUUGUGUAUCCAUCGACUGUGGCGCUAAAUUCAGCAAUUGUGCCUUCAAUGUUCUGUGAAUGAUGUACAGAUUAUGGAGACAGAUGAUUCCGUGAUUAUUUUAGUCGCGACAAUUCAGAAUGUUUUAUGUUAUUUACCUAGAAUGAGUUUUGUGUUUUGUACAAAAUCUUUAAUUUCUAAUUUGACAUCUAGACGUUGUAGUGACCUGAAGAGUAACGUACGUAAGAGCUGUCAGUUUGUCGUAUUUCAAAUGAUUGUUUAAGCCGAUGGAAAAUAUUUCAGUGACUCAAAGGGGGCAGGAUUUGUGCUUCUUUGGGCGGGAGUGUUUUGAUUGUUUGUUGUUUUUCUUUGUGAAUGACACUCCAGUUUGGCUUGCGUUCGUAGUUUUGAUCGAUGAGUAGUAUUCGGCGCUCUGUUGGUUGGUCUGCAUAGCGUGCGGCUAGCCGUUAGCUGGCUGGCUACGCAGGAGCCGUUCGGCGUCGGGCAGCUAGUCAAACUGUGGACCAAACCCUUGCAAACGUCGCUUCUUUGCGUGCACAAAAUGUCAAUACUGUCCGUUCGUGGAAGUGGACGCCGCCUUUGACCACAAAACGAAUGAAGAUUGAGUUUUCUUUCCAACGGACACCCCCCCAUUUCGCCUCAAUCUAGCUCCGUAGCUAACUUUAGCUGCCCC
This is a messenger RNA of Hippocampus comes (tiger tail seahorse), 3788 nucleotides long. It is a transcript of the gene nox5, whose product is annotated as NADPH oxidase, EF-hand calcium binding domain 5. Gene Ontology annotation, biological process: superoxide anion generation; defense response. NCBI's taxonomy places the organism in Eukaryota, Metazoa, Chordata, Actinopteri, Syngnathiformes, Syngnathidae. The record is from RefSeq and is a predicted model, not a curated record. Gene Ontology annotation, molecular function: superoxide-generating NAD(P)H oxidase activity; calcium ion binding. Gene Ontology annotation, cellular component: plasma membrane; NADPH oxidase complex. Bases 130 to 2628 code for a protein of 832 amino acids. The transcript has 16 exons.